CAUGCGCGCCGCGACUCGCCCGUUCGCUCGGAGCAGCUGGCUUCGUCCCUCAGUUCGGGGAAGUGGGGAGACGAGGAGCCGCCGCCGCCGCCGCCGCCGCCAAGACGGACUUCUUGUGGGACAAGCGCACCGGGCUGGCGGCCAAGAGGAUGCCUCAUUCCAGAAGGUUCCGCUCUUCAGAACGCAGCAGCCGGGGCAGCUUCCAUGAGCGUUACAGAAGCCGCAAGCACAAGAGGAGGCGGAGUCGCUCACGGUCGAGCAGCAGUGAGCGGCGCCACCGCAGGGAAGACAGCUAUCAUGUCCGUUCCCGCAGCUACGAUGACCACUCCUCCGACCGGCGCGCCUACGACCGGCGCUACUGCGACGGCUAUCGGCGAGAGGGGUACAGCCGCGAGCGGGGCGACGCCUACUACGAGCCUGACUACCACUCCUACGAGUACCAGCGUUCCCGGGAUGGCAGCUACCGCAGUUGCAAAAGCAGCCGCCGGAAGCGACGGCGGAGACGCCGCCGCAGCCGCUCCUUCAGCCGCUCCUCAUCGCGGAGUCAGCAAAGCGGCCGGAGAGCCAAGAGCGUGGAAGACGACGACGAAGGCCACCUCGUCUAUCGCAUCGGCGACUGGCUUCAAGAAAGAUACGAGAUUAUUAGCACCCUUGGAGAGGGCACUUUUGGCCGGGUGGUACAGUGUGUGGAUCACCGCAGGAGCAAUACACGGGUGGCUCUAAAAAUAAUCAAGAAUGUGGAAAAGUACAAAGAGGCAGCUCGGCUGGAGAUCAAUGUGCUGGAGAAAAUUAACGAGAAGGAUCCGGAGAACAAGAACCUGUGCGUGCAGAUGUACGAUUGGUUCGACUAUCACGGUCACAUGUGCAUUUCCUUCGAGCUGCUGGGACUCAGCACCUUUGACUUCCUGAAGGACAAUAAUUACCUGCCUUACCCCCUCCACCAGAUAAGGCACAUGGCCUAUCAAGUGUGCCUGGCUGUCAAAUUUUUGCAUGAAAACAAGCUCACACAUACGGACCUCAAGCCCGAAAACAUCCUCUUUGUCAACUCUGAUUAUGAGAUGACCUACAACCUGGAAAAGAAGCGAGACGAGCGGAGCCUCAAGAACACGGCUGUCCGGGUGGUCGAUUUCGGCAGCGCCACCUUCGACCACGAGCACCACAGCACCAUCGUUUCCACGCGGCACUAUCGGGCCCCGGAAGUCAUCCUGGAGCUCGGUUGGACCCAGCCCUGUGACGUCUGGAGCAUCGGCUGCAUCAUCUUUGAGUACUACAUGGGCUUCACUUUGUUCCAGACCCAUGAUAACAGAGAGCAUCUGGCAAUGAUGGAGCGAAUCCUGGGUCCCCUUCCAUCGAGGAUGACCAGGAAGACCAGGAAGCAGAAAUACUUCUAUCACGGCCGCCUGGACUGGGACGAGAACACCUCUGCUGGGCGCUAUGUUCGAGAGAACUGCAAGCCGCUGAGAAGGUACCUGGCCUCCGAGGCCGAAGAACACCACCAGCUCUUCGACCUCAUCGAGGGCAUGCUGGAAUACGAGCCGGCCAAGCGGCUGACGCUGGCCGAGGCCCUGAAGCACCCCUUCUUCGACUCCCUGAAGCUGCAGCCUGGCCCCAAAGCCUGGGACUCCAGCCGUGACAUCAGCCGGUGACCAGCGUAGCUCCUCCUCCCUGACUCAUCCCUGCCCCCAGAUACCUUCCCGCACAUUCGGCCCCUGUGGAGGCUCGUGCAGGUUACGCUCAUGCAUUUUGGUGCUUUAAAAAUAAUAAUAACGGGGACGACAAUAAUACAGACUGCGUCCUGAUUCACCACAGGCUCCCUUUUUUGUUAUCAUGUAAAGCUUGUUAAUAUGUGAGAUAGUGUGUGUAUAUAUAAAUAUAAAUAUAUAUAAAUAUAUACAUAUAUAUAUAUAUAAACAUGCAGGAAAUCUUGUGGCAUUUCCCACCUGCCCCAUUCCUGUAAAUAAUGUGACUCUCCUUCUGAAUUGGGGCCCUCUUCUCCUCUCCUGCUCCGGCUGUACAUAAUUCCAGCCCCUUCUCUCCCCCCCCCCCCCGGCAGCGUGUUCUCCACGUCCCCAUGUAAGUUAUAAGGCUGGUGGGAUCCCCUUUGGGGAAUUAUUUUUGGAUACGAAACCAUAGCCCAUUCCAAUGCCAGGAUUUUAUAUGGAUUUUGUACAGUCUUUGUGGAAAAAUCAAAUAAAAUAUGACAUGAAUUAAUGCUAUGAGUAAGGGCUGCUGCUUGGGAUGCUGCUUGUACCUGUCUCCUUCCGUCUGCCUUCUCCAUUUCUUUUGCCCACCUCAAUCCUGACAUUGGUUAAUAGGAUUCCAAUGGGAAGUGGAAUGUCUUAAUGGUCCUCUGCCCCAAGUACCAUUUAAAGUUUUGUAAAAUGCGUGGUAUAGUGGUUAGAGCAGCGGGCUAGCACCUGGGAGACCAUGUUUCAAAUCCUCACUCCGCCGUGUUGAGAUUCCUGCAUUCCUGAGAUUACAGGGGGUUGGACUAGAUGACUCUCAAGGUCCCUUCCAACUCUACAAUUCUAUGAAGCUCUCGCUGUGUAGCCUUGGGCCAGUCACUGCCUCAAAAGACACACACCACCACCAAUUUGUGGAAGGCGGGGUUGCAUCCAAGUCAAUCGUAAACUAGACCCAUUGGAAAUUAACCAGCCAGUGCAAGGCAUGUCCAUUCAGAUCACUGGGUCUAAUUUGAGUAGUUCUACUACCCCUCAAGCUUGGGUGGUGGCAGCCCAGGAGAGGGCCUUCUCGGUGGCAGCCCCUCAGUUGUGGACUUCCCUCCCACAAGGGCCACCUGGUACCUUCGCCAGACAACUUUUGGUGAAUACUGAAGAUGCACCUCUUUCAGUGGGCUUUGACAACUGAGAGAUCUGUUUUCAGGGCUCACACCCUUGUUCCUGUGACUAAUCUGUUUUAACCGUUUUUAAUUUUAAAUAGUUGUGGGGACCUGCGGAGUGGGCGGUAAAUUUAGUGAUGAUACAGAGAUUUGUAUUUAAAUAGGUCCCCGUAGGAUUUCCUGCCACCAUCAACUUUUGCUAUAAGGUCCCCAAAAUUACAAUAAUAUACAGUUAUGAAAAAUGGCUAGGAAUAUGUUUAACUACUAUAAAAUGAGUAAACCCAGUUGAAGUGGAACAGAGCCGUAUAAAUUCAGUAAAACAAAAUGCCCUUAGCUGUCAAAUACCAGGCUGAAGUGUUGCAUCUUCAUUAUACAGCGGAAGCUGUACAAUGAAGUUGCUACAGGAUGCCCCUCUUUGGGAAGGGAGUGCCGCAAUUUGGGAGCUGCUGGAGAGAAACGUAAGCAUUCCUAAGCACAUUUACCCUAAAAUGGGCGUCUUUUUACUCACCUAGGUAAUACAUUGCGUAAUCUGGAGACAAGCAAGCACCGAUGGGCAAUUAUGGGGUUUAUCCCGUGUUAGUCCUACUCAAAGUAGACUCGUGGAAAUGGUUUUGUUUAUUACUUCCAAUGGGUCUACUAAUGCUGGGAAAACCCCAAUGUUCUGAUCUGUGCACGGCGUCAGGUGACAUGAAUUAGGUCAAAGGCGGAUCGUGGUGUUGCCGUCACGGUGUGUUUUGAGUUCUUUUUUUAAAAGCAUGUGUCCAGGGAGCUGGAGUCCUUCCAGCUUUGCAAGUCGGUGGGGCUGGUGGUGCUUUGACUCAGCUGGGCUGGGCCAUCCCUGCAGGCUUAAAUGACAAGGUCACGAGGGCUGACCCAUGGCAGAUCCCCGUUGGCCAUUCUUGCUCUUGAUCCCUCUUGUGGAUCUAUUCCAGAGGGCUAGUGUGUUAAUCUGUUAAAAUAAGUGCAAAGUCUUAAUCAAAGUACAAACAACCCUUAAACCUCCUUUGAUGUCAACUGCAGAAAUAUACAUAUGUUCUGGGUGUGGGUAUUAAAGUGCCCCAUAGCAUGCCAUGUGUGUGUUGGAAGAUGGGGGUUUAGUUCUGCUUUUCAUGGGAUGGGGUCCCUGUAUUUCUCAUUGACUUGUGUAAAAUGUGUGUGUGUGUGUG
Molecule: messenger RNA, 4005 nt
Organism: Zootoca vivipara (common lizard)
Lineage: Eukaryota; Metazoa; Chordata; Lepidosauria; Squamata; Lacertidae
Gene: CLK2
Product: CDC like kinase 2
Biological process (GO): peptidyl-tyrosine phosphorylation; regulation of RNA splicing
Cellular component (GO): nucleus
Molecular function (GO): protein tyrosine kinase activity; protein serine/threonine kinase activity; ATP binding
Source: RefSeq, a predicted model, not a curated record